CUCGCGCUCACACACGCACCGGAAACCCUCUGACGUCAUCACUGUCUCAAAGAUGGCGGCGUUGGUCGCGCCCCGCCUGGCCAUGUUUGGCUCCUUUUCCACAAGGCCCCUGUCCGCCCUCAUAGUUCAUCAGAAGAGUUUGCACAGUCAUGUCAAGACCGAGAGCACAUCCACCAGUGUGGUUCCAGUACGAGAGAAGAGCAUGGCGGUGGCUGCUGCCAAGCCCUCAGCGGUCAGCAGCAAAGGAGAGUACGUCAUCACUAAACUGGACGACCUGGUCAACUGGGCCCGUAGGAGCUCCCUAUGGCCCAUGACGUUUGGGCUCGCCUGCUGUGCUGUGGAGAUGAUGCACAUGGCUGCUCCUCGCUAUGACAUGGACCGCUUCGGAGUGGUGUUCAGAGCCAGCCCGCGACAGGCUGACGUCAUGAUCGUAGCUGGGACACUCACAAACAAGAUGGCCCCUGCUCUCCGCAAGGUAUACGACCAGAUGCCCGAGCCACGCUACGUCAUCUCUAUGGGCAGCUGUGCCAAUGGAGGAGGCUACUACCACUACUCGUAUUCUGUAGUCAGGGGAUGUGAUCGAAUCGUACCAGUCGACAUUUAUGUUCCAGGGUGUCCCCCCACAGCUGAAGCACUUCUCUACGGGACGCUACAGCUCCAGAAGAAAAUCAAGCGAGAGAAAAAGAUGCGGAUCUGGUAUCGGAAGUGAUUGUGUCUAUAUAUGUAUGUGUGUACAUUCUGUGUAAAUUUAUUCUACUUUAUUUUGGGCUUUCAUGUUCAGAGCAACAACACUCAGCUUCAAUAAAGCCUCUAUUGU
Molecule: messenger RNA, 817 nt
Organism: Periophthalmus magnuspinnatus
Lineage: Eukaryota; Metazoa; Chordata; Actinopteri; Gobiiformes; Gobiidae
Gene: ndufs7
Product: NADH:ubiquinone oxidoreductase core subunit S7
Exons: 8
Coding region: 53-709 (218 amino acids)
Biological process (GO): aerobic respiration; electron transport coupled proton transport; mitochondrial respiratory chain complex I assembly
Molecular function (GO): 4 iron, 4 sulfur cluster binding; quinone binding; NADH dehydrogenase (ubiquinone) activity
Source: RefSeq, a predicted model, not a curated record